Trichobilharzia szidati is the source of this 984-nucleotide messenger RNA. NCBI's taxonomy places the organism in Eukaryota, Metazoa, Platyhelminthes, Trematoda, Strigeidida, Schistosomatidae. The record is from the annotation of a GenBank genome assembly.
AGCGGAAGUUUGAAAUAUUCCUACUGCUCAAGGCCAUUCUCUGGGAAAGUUAUAAUAGAUUGUUGAGGAAUAUUUUAUUCAGUGAUAAAUUACAGUGGUCUGACUCAUGACCAAUGACAGAAAGCAAGAAUUCGACUGAUAUCAAUGAGUUGUUACCACCAUCUUUAGCUGCUGUUAGAGACAUAUUUGCAGAGUUUAAUGUUGCAGAGGUUUCAGACGAAAUAUGUACUCGAGUUUUAGACGUUCUGUACAGACACACAUGUGAUGUUAUUGAAGAAGCAAAGGCUGUUUCUCAUCAUGCUGGUCGAUCCAAAAUUGAAGAGGAUGAUAUACAGUUGGCUAUCAACUCAGUCACUGAAGGACUCAUGUUUGCACCUCCCUAUAAAGACCAGUUACUAGCUUAUGCUGAGAAAAAUGAACAACCACUACCGGCUAUCCGUCCUCACUGUGGUAUUCGUUUACCAGCAGAUCGCUUCAAUCUCACGGCUCCAAAUUAUACACUUGCAUCCGCUGCAGAGAAUGGAAAGAACCCGUCUUCUGAAAUUGUCAGUGAUUCCUCAAUAACUGUUCAUAUUUCCAACCCUGUAAAUUCUCCGAAGAAUAUAUUUAGAGCUAUAAAUCCUACGAAUAGACCAAUCAGUGUUGGCAAUCCUCUGGGACAAUCUGUUCAUGUUAUCGCGGCACCUGGAAUAGGUCCAUCUAUGAUUCGUGUACAGACUGUUCAAAAUGUAGCUCAGUUAUCUGGUGUUGACAACAGUGGUACUGGUUUGAGAACGCUACCCGUUGGUCCUGCUGUUUCUAAUGUUAUGUCUAUGAACCGACGUUUCAUGGAUACAUCAUAGUACUGUUUCAAAUGAAAACAACUUGAAGAAUAUUCGUCUAAAUAAUAUCAACUUUUAAUCUUUCCAUCUGAAUUAGUUGUGAAUUUACAGAUUAAUUAUCAGAAUAAUUUAUUCUGUAUUAGUGUAAAUAACUAUUAUUUGU